AAACCCAGCGCUCCCCUGCCAGGCAUAGUUCCCCCGGCGCCGCUCUCCCUGGCGGGCUCCCCUCUCCAGGCGCUCCUCCUCCGGCCGUCGCUCUCCCUGGCGGGCUCGGCGUCUCGGCGGCCAGGUGCCCGAAGCUUCGGCCGCUGCUCUGCCAGGCAGAUCCUGAAGCUCUGGCCGCUGCUCCGCUAGGCGGAUCCCGAAGCUUCGGCCGCCGCUCCGCCAGGCCACCGCCGGCCGCCGCUCCGCCAGGACCCGAAGCUCCGACCGCCGCUCCGCCAGGCGGAUCCCGAAGCUCCGGCCGCCGCUCCGCCAGGCCUCCGCCGGCCGCCGCUCCGCCAGGACCCGAAGCUCCGGCCGCCGCUCCGCCAGGCGGAUCCCGAAGCUCCGGCCGCCGCUCCGCCAGGCCACCGCCGGCCUUCGCUCCGCCAGGCGACGCACCCAGGCGACUCGCACAGGCAGCCAAGCCCCCGACGCCAGCGGCCCAACGCCUUGCUCUUCGUCGUGGGUAGACGGGCGUGCCCGCGGCUACGCGAGUAUCCGCGGACAGCGGGUACGGGUCUAGGUUUCUACCCGUCGCGGGUUGCGGGUGCGGGCACGGAUUUUUGCUUGCGGGUGCGGGUCUCUGAAGUUAGUAUCCGCGCGGAUUUUACCCGUUGCCAUCUAUAGCGUUGAGGCUUGUGGUGGCUUCGGCAGCCCAUGCGGCCAGCCUGCCGAAUUGAGACGGUCAUUUCCCAUUCACGAUGGUACAAUAUUUUCCUUUCCCACGAUCCAAACAUAGGUAUGGGUAUAAAUUUUUUCCUCGUAUCCCAUUCCUACCCCUUCAUUUCCCACUUCCCAAACGCCCCCUGAGAGAAACCUCGCCCAAACCUCCGCAGAAUGGCGGCCCCUCGCGCGCCGACCACCACCCCCGCCGCCGCCGCGGACGGCGGUAUCGAGGAGAACGCGAUGGCCAUCCUCGACUCAUCCGGCAUCAAGGACUCCUGCGACCUCCAUGACGACCGAGCCGCCUUCUUGGAGGCCGUGCGCUCCGCCUGCCUCGCGGCCAACAAUCCCUCGACCCCCUCGUGGAGAAUGUAUGAUGGCGUUUUCCAGGUUCUUCAAAACAGUAGCUCUCUGGAGCUUGCUGUGGCAAGUUUCCAUCUCUUAAUGGAUUUGGGUAAGCAAUACCCAAGAACAUAUUUGACAGAUUCUGAUGGGCACCAAUCACUAGUUGUAGUCAAAGAGUCCUGGUUACCAUUGCUCAUUGGCAAUGGUUCUCAUAGUAGUGAGAUCAGAGGAAAUGCGAGGAUCUCAGAUCACCUAUUUGAUCCUUCAAGAUUCUCUUUGCUGAUUGAGGCCAUGGUUGAACCCGCUAAUCCCACGGACGAUAAUAAUGGAAUUAAGGCUAUUGAGAAUAUGAUGCUGUUCCAGUAUCUUGUCAACACACUUGAAGCAGAUUUUGUACCUCGUCAUAUUGCAUACAAAAAGUCACUAGACUGGGUGUUCUUCAGGGAAUCCCUGUUAAAUAUGCUUCUGGGAUCACGAAAGCUCGUGUUCAAAUCUCUUGUAAAGAACUGCAUGUAUCUUCUACUCAACCAGUUUCACCCUGAAGUUGAAGAUGGAGUUGAAGGCAGCAUACCUUCUGAAGGAGAAGCUAAAUCAGCAUCUGAUAUGGAUUCUUCCCUAAAUUAUUUAUUGUUGGAGUCAGAAAGGACUCUUGUAUCCCUCCGGAAAUUAUUUGUGAUGGUCAUGGAACUUGACUUGAUCAGGAAGGAAGCCGACACAUUGGGGCUGACUUCAAGAGCUGACGGGUUCAGAAACCCUAUCAUGGAAGUUAUUUUGGAUGAGCUAAUUUAUAACAUCAGUUACUUAUCCCCAUUUCUCUUGGCCUUCAUGGAAUGGAAGUGGAAAUUGGAGAUUAUUCUACAGUACUUUUCAAAGUACUGUGGCAAGGGUGCAGUUCGUACUCGAAGGUCGGAUAGUUCACAGCAAGAUUUGAAAUUGGGAAGUGUCCUGAGUUUCUUUUUGACAACAACAAGCGCAAAAGCUAUUGUCAAAAAGAUGGGUACAGAAGUUGCACAGCUUCUUUUAGCGCAUGCCUACCAGGUUUGCCUGUAUGUUCAAAGUGACUCUAGCGAUUCUACUGCUACAACUGAAAAGAUUGGAGCAAGUCUCCAAGAGAUAUCUUGUGACUUCAUAUCUGCUUUUCAAAAUCUCAGAAAAGUUGGCCUGAAUAUCCAGAUCUCGCCAUUUGAGAAAGAAGCUCUGUUUACUGCUGCAACAUUGUCUAGGAAAUUGAAGAAUGAAGAAAGAUAGACUCUGGGUGUCAGGGUGUGGUACGUAGGAAUCUAGGAUCAGAUGGUGUUGGUGUGACUCUGGCUAGCGGUAUAAUCCAAAAAGCCUAUUUUGGCCUCUGUAUGGUAUGAUUAUGUCUCCCUGUACAUAUGUGAUAUGUCUCUAUGGUAUCUAUCCCCUCCUGGUAGUGUGUAUCGCAAAGCUGUAGAUACAGAACUUACGAAUCUAUUCUACAUAACUUAUGCAUCCGUGUUGGAUAUCUUGGGAGCAA
This is a messenger RNA of Panicum virgatum (switchgrass), 2545 nucleotides long. RefSeq names its product negative regulator of systemic acquired resistance SNI1-like. Gene Ontology annotation, cellular component: nucleus; Smc5-Smc6 complex. The transcript has 15 exons. The record is from RefSeq and is a predicted model, not a curated record. Gene Ontology annotation, molecular function: transcription cis-regulatory region binding. Lineage: Eukaryota; Viridiplantae; Streptophyta; Magnoliopsida; Poales; Poaceae. Gene Ontology annotation, biological process: DNA damage response; negative regulation of systemic acquired resistance; negative regulation of DNA-templated transcription. Bases 877 to 2295 code for a protein of 472 amino acids.